Molecule: messenger RNA, 579 nt
Organism: Symbiodinium pilosum
Lineage: Eukaryota; Dinophyceae; Suessiales; Symbiodiniaceae
Source: the annotation of a GenBank genome assembly
AUGGAUGGUGGAGAUGGCGAUGCGGACGUUGCAUCCCAUGCCAAUGCUCAGGAGUUCUUGUUGAUCAUGGUCCACUACAGUUGGAUCACAAUGAUGAUCCUCCUCCUCCUGGGGUUCUGCUCGUACCUCGCGCACCGCAAGCAGCCAACCACUCGCAGGAAGUCUGUGGGAAGUCAUCAUGAGACUGUGCAGCACACUCCUGGGUUGCUGGCACACGGUGGCUAUCCCUUCAUCGUUCGAGGGCUUAUUGGUACGGUCUUCUUCAUGCUGGGUGUCUUGCCACUGGUCUUGAUCAUCUGCUCGACAGUACUUGGUCUGAUCCUGGCCGCCGUGGAAGGCUGGGAAGCGGGGAUUGGUGUGGAGUACGUUCUGUCCAACGUCCUGGGCAUGACUGCGCCUCUGACGAGCGUCGUGCCAGAGGGCAGCUUCGGCAUUCACUUCGCGAUCAUCCUGAACAUGUAUGCUGUCGUUAUGGUGACGACUGCUAUGGGCCUGGUUGCCAACAUGUCAUUGAUGCAGGCCAUCACGGAGAGGGUCCCGCAGGGAACCUGCGGAUUCAUAUGCUUUCUCUUCUUCGUG